GGGAAAGGCCUAUUCAAAUUGCAUGUUCCAGGGAUCCUCCCAUAAUAGCCCUCCCCUUUUUCAGUGAGAAAGUAUGUCAGUAGGACAGCGAGUCCACAUGGGCUUAGAACCAAGAUGAAUGAAGUGACACUCGGAAUCAACCAAUCACAGACGCAGCUGUUCAGGCCACAUCCAGUAGGCUGGCAGAAGCAGAAGGGGGCGGGGCCUCUCCAUUAUUAGACUGAGCAUCCCUGAAUGGCGUGUUAGUGGAAUGUUUGCAGACGAAGGUUAUAUAACACGGAGAGCCGUAUGGGAGGGGCACCUGAGGGCUUACCGAUUUUCCAUUGCAUGCCACUGUGUAUCUUGGUCAUUGCUUUCAGCUGACAGACGAACCAGAAAGACAAAAUGGAGGAUGUUUUUAUCUCAAAUUGAGAUUAUACCGUGUAAAAUCUGUGGUGACAAAUCCUCUGGAAUUCAUUAUGGAGUAAUCACGUGUGAAGGAUGCAAGGGUUUUUUCCGGCGCAGCCAGCAGAACAAUGCCAUGUACUCGUGCUCGCGACAGAGAAACUGUCUGAUCGACCGAACCAAUAGAAACCGAUGCCAACACUGUCGCCUGCAGAAGUGCCUGGCACUCGGCAUGAGUCGUGACGCGGUGAAGUUUGGGCGCAUGUCAAAGAAACAGCGAGAUAGUCUGUAUGCAGAGGUACAGCGGCACCAACAGCUGUCUCAGGAAUGUCUGGCAGGUUUGGGGGGCCGUGAGGAGACAGGCGAUGACAGCACGCAUAGCCGGCCGUACAGCAGCGGUGAGUCCAGCGAUGCCCUCAGCGACCUGGAUGACAUCGCCACGCUGCCCGACGGUUUGCUUUUCGACCUACCGUUGACCCCGGAGGAGGCGAGAGAAUACUGCGAUCUCGACAUACUAGGGGGCGGAUCCGGAAGCGUGGGAAGUGGAAGUUCGUCCAGUCAGAGCUCGCCAGAGCCGAGCACUGUAGAUUUCACAGAAGCUGGUAAUGGGAAACAUGAGUACAUGCUGUCUGAAAAUAGUCGACUUAUGCACUCAAUCUUGGGGUCCCUACCAGAAACAUUCUCACUAAAUAAUAUAGAGCGGAUCACUCAAAAUGUGGUGAAGUCUCACUUGGAGACGUGUCAGUACAGCGCAGAUGAGUUGAAGAAACUCACCUGGAACCUCUACACACCCGAAGAAACUCGUAGCUUUCAGCUCAAGUCUGCAGAAUGGAUGUGGCAACAUUGUGCCCUGCACCUCACGAACGCCAUUCAGUAUGUUGUGGAGUUUGCCAAGCGCAUCUCUGGGUUUAUGGACCUCUGUCAGAAUGACCAGAUUAUCUUGCUCAAAGCAGGAUGUUUGGAAGUGCUGCUGAUACGAAUGUGUCGCGCUUACAACUCUUCUAAUAACACUAUGUAUUUUGACGGAAAGUUUGCCAGCCCUCAGCUCUUUAAAGCUCUUGGGUGUGAUGACCUGGUGAAUGCAGUCUUUGAACUGGCUAAAAACCUGAGCCGUCUGCAGUUAAGUGACGAAGAAAUGGCUUUAUUCAGUGCUGCCGUGCUGCUGGCACCAGAUCGGCCGUGGUUGACAGAAUCUCAGAAGGUUCAGAAGCUUCAGGAAAAGGUUUACAUGGCCCUGCAGCACAGCUUGCACAUGAGCGGGGCCGCCACUGAGAAGCUGGACAAGAUGGUGUCUAAACUCCCACGGAUGAAGUCGAUCUGUAACCUGCACGUUGACAAGCUGGAGUUCUUCCGUCUGGUUCACCCAGACACGGCUUACAACUUCCCACCUUUGUACAGGGAAGUGUUCGGCAGCGAGAUCAACUUCCCUGACUCCACCAACAGUUAGGAGGAGAGAGAGAGAGAGAGAGAGAGAGAGAGAGAGAGAGAGAGCACACUGUAGAAAGAGAAGAGAUCAUUAGAUGUAAAAACAUACAGGGGCCAACACAGUAUUUUAGAUUACAUGCUGGCCUGCUGUCCAAUACAGAAAUAAUUAUUUUGAAAAAAAAAAAAUUAGACAGUAGGAUUAUUCCUGGGAUUGUGCCACCUUAUCUAGCUGUUUUAUUUUACGGAAACACUCCUAAAUUAUCAUUUAUGUACAGAAGAAACAGCCAUAUACAACUGAUGUAUAGGCAACUCUGUACACAAAAGGAUAAAGGAGUUUAUAUGGUGAUUUUUUGGAUUAAAUGCCUUUCAUUCCAUUGACUUCCAUUUAAUCGCGCUCGUUGCAUUUCACUACGUUCAAAAGUUAAAUUUUGUUGAACUCCGAUCUGCGAAUUCAUCACCAGUGAACAGUAGGAGAUCUUGGAAAUCCAAGAUGUAGGAAACAUGAAUAGAAGCAAUGUCGCACAAUCCCCUCUUGUUCAACACUGAUUUGAAAGAUUAUAAAAAUCAUUGGAUGACUAUGUCACUGCAUAGUGGACUGGAUUAUUAAAAUAUUUUCUUUCAAUAUAAAUUUGGUUGUAAAAAACGACUUGCGUGAUGUCAUAUCCUGUUUGUCAGGGGUCUGCGUAGAACUUUCGCAUGUUGAAAGUCUAAUGUGACCGCUGCAAACCUUUCUUCCACAUACUGUAGAUCAUAAACCUUCUGGAGAGCACAACACCCUUUAAAUGAAGUGUUUAAAACGAAAUUUACCUCACCUAAUCGCUCUUUUAGUGUUCAUAGCAUUCCUGUCUCCAAUUUGUUGACUUUGUCUGAGUUGUUUCAACCUCAGACGAAUCAUGAAUGUAUCCCACAAGCUAGAGCACUUAUUUUGUUUUGAGACAGAAUGUAGAUGUUGCACUUUCAGUCCGAAGUUACGCUUUAAAAAACGUUGACAAUCUACUUUCUAGAAAAAAAAAUCCCAGGUAUUUAGUAAAAAUUAAGGGACCAAAAUUUUAUCACUGCUGUUUUAAAUGAGUAUUCUGAGUUAUAUAUAUAAACAGACGUAGAUCCUCUGUUGGCCAUACAAAAAUGCACGGACAAAUCUCCAUUUUAUAUUGGACAAAUGGUUGCCCAAAAACUGCUAUUGUAAAUGCGUCAUAAUAUCUUUUUAUAUUUUAAUUUGUUUUUUUACAAACUGAGAGCCAUUUUGGUUAUUUUUAUAGUAGUUGACAGCUUCACUUGUAUUUAACUUGGAUUAACUUAAAAUCAGUUUGUUGAACUAUUAUUCAAUAUGCAAUCAAAAGUAGAUCUGUCCGUUUUUCUUUGAACAAUUAACCGGGUAAUUAUUACUACUACUCUAUAGUCGUUGCCAAACGUUUGUUUUUACGAUAAAGAAACGAAAACCAAAUGCACAAUAUCAUCACAUUCACAUUUGUUUAAAUAAAUGAAUACCUCAAUCUGUUUUAGAGUACGUUUAUGAAAACAAGUUUUGGUGAACACAAUAUUUAAAGCAGUUAUUCCACCCCGUACGUAAACAUUUGCUCAGGCACAUUUUGACAGUGUUUGGUGCUGCUCCUUGUUAUACAUUUUUAGAUUUAUUUUAUUUUUUUAUUAAGUCAAUUUAAUGAGAAACCUCAGUCCUUUGUCCCUCUCCCUUGUAAAUGCCACUUUAAAAGAAGCAACUUUCAUUUAAUUUAUAUUAUCAUUUAAAUGAUUAUUUUAAAUAGGAAUGUAUAUAAAUUAGCAUAUUUAAAAGAGAGAGAGAGAGAGAGAAAGAGAGAGAUGUAAAGGUGGAGCAGGUUUACUGGAAAUGGGAAUGUUAAAGGAGGAUCAAACCAGGACUAUUACCAGCUGGCUCCUGCGUGUACAUGGAAAAUCGUACCAGAGAAGUAAAAGACUUUGCUUUGGACGGACUUCCACACACUUUGUUGCUGCUGGACAUUGCAACCUGGCCUCCAGAGGUAUCCAUUCUGGUCGAAAAAUCUCAGCCAAACUGGAUUGGGAUCAAAACAAAACAAUGUUUUCUGGAACUCUGAUAAUCUGGUUUUUCACACACAAAGGACAGUAGGAUGUUCAGAAUGUCAGUGGGAUCUCUGUCCGUCAAAGGAUACGGAUACAUAAAGUUAUACUGCGGCUGCAUUGAAAAUGACAGUGAUUUCUGUUGUAAUAUUUUGUAAAUUGUUGAUCACCUCUCAUAUGUCAAUGUUUGUGGUCGAGAUCUCGUCCUUCCAUUGUUACCUGCAUGCCCACGCAGUUUUGACUAAGUUAUUAAAGGCUAUUCCUCUGAAUCAUGGUUCACAAUAUUGUUUAUACUAGUAUAUACUGUGCAAUGGUUUUAGGCAAUUCUCAAAUGAAUGAGUGAUCAUACAAUCUACAUGAAAGACUCAAAUUAAAUGAUAUGGCGUUCAAGUCUGUCAUAUUUCUAUGUGGCCAGCCAUGUUCAGGAAACUUCAUUGAAAGGUGUGGUUCAUAAAUAUGGGAAUUCUGUCUAUGUAACGUGUUGUUUUGACAACCCCAACCUCUAGGCCUUUGACGCAUGCCUUUCUGUUCAGAAGAAAUUGUGUUGUCUCAUUUAGUCACUUUGUACAACAGUAUAUAUGUGGUUCCACGUUUAUUUUGUUUUUUUCUGUAGAACUGUGUUUAUCACAAAAAAAGAGUUAUUCUCAGGGAGACAGCUGGUCUCUGUCUCAGCCAGUAUCCUCUGCCGACUAUACACACAUACACACUGUCGUAUACCCCCCACAUAUGCACCCAUACACAUGUUGCACCGAAUAGGAGACCCGUAUUCUCGAUCACUGUGUCCUGUAGCUAUAUUUAAGAAAAAUAUAUAUAUAUUUUUGUGAAUGUCAAUCACAAAGUGUCAAAGACCUUUCCUUUUUCUGCUAAUGUACUUUUAACAGGUUCUUUCAGCUUGAAUUGUAUAAGACAUAGAAAAUGAGAGAAAAUUAAAUAAAAUCAAUAAAAACUAAAAAUGGAUUUUAUUCUUUUAAAAUGAA
This is a messenger RNA of Paramisgurnus dabryanus, 4841 nucleotides long. It is a transcript of the gene rorcb, whose product is annotated as RAR-related orphan receptor C b. The record is from RefSeq and is a predicted model, not a curated record. Gene Ontology annotation, molecular function: nuclear receptor activity; RNA polymerase II cis-regulatory region sequence-specific DNA binding; zinc ion binding. Gene Ontology annotation, biological process: regulation of transcription by RNA polymerase II. Lineage: Eukaryota; Metazoa; Chordata; Actinopteri; Cypriniformes; Cobitidae. Gene Ontology annotation, cellular component: nucleus.